Centrocercus urophasianus (Greater sage-grouse) is the source of this 3311-nucleotide messenger RNA. It is a transcript of the gene GPR160, whose product is annotated as G protein-coupled receptor 160. The coding region runs from base 855 to 1874 and encodes 339 amino acids. The transcript has 2 exons. The record is from RefSeq and is a predicted model, not a curated record. Gene Ontology annotation, cellular component: plasma membrane; signaling receptor complex. NCBI's taxonomy places the organism in Eukaryota, Metazoa, Chordata, Aves, Galliformes, Phasianidae.
GCCGCCGGCUGAGAGCGCCGGGGAAAGUCCCCGCCGAGAGGCAGCGCGGAGGGCCCGCCGCGGCAGCAAAGAGAGAAGAAGGCACGCCUAGUUGUUGCUAAUAUGCUGCCAUCCUGCCUGCGACUGUCCUGCCAUCCCUGCCGCCUUGCAUUCGCCUGGAGAAUCAACAAAUGGAAAGAGCUUUUAUAAGGAAACUUCUGCCAACGUCCAGGGGAAGAGCAGCAACGGGAGGUGUGCAGUGCUGUAGCACCACGCUGCUGCACAGAAAGCCCCAACCAACAGACACAGCUUGGUUACAUGGCAUCUGCACAGUUAGAUUUUAGCGACCGAAAAACCGAUGUGUUGGUUUGCUGCCUUUCUGCUUUUGGGAUAUUCCCACAGUCUCAGUUCUAUGUGGAUUCUAUGAGCGUAACAAACUGGAGGACCAUAAUGUAACACAUCCCGCGUGUUGCACAAUUUCUAUCCUGUGUGGUUAUGAAGGAGCUCUGAAAUAGCCAUCCUCUGCCCAGCCCGGCACAAAGACGGCCAUGCUUCCUAUGGGGAAGAAGCACCAUCAACCUUAUUGCAAAACCUGUCAUUAGGAAAGUAGCUAGAAAAAUAACUUAAGUUUGCACUGAUCUUUUAACUUCCAAAAGAAUAUAAUUUGAGGAAUAUUAGGCACUUCUUGACAAUUUGAAGCUUUUUACCCUUACUUCAGGAAGCUGGAGAAUUCAGGUGUAGCUUUGGUAGUUGCUGCGAUAUGGAACAACUCAUUGGAAGAGCUGCCCCAGAAAUGAAUGUCUACAAACAUUUUUUUCUUUCCAGAUGUGAAGCGCUGUGCCCCGUGAUACUGUGCUGCUUCUUACCGUUGGAGGAUGGCUGCUCUACUCUGUGAGAACUGCUCCAGUCGGUACCACCAGCCCCAGCUCAACCAGCCCCUGGAGAUCAGCCUCAUGCUGCUUCUGGUCAUGUUUGGAAAAGUGUGCCUGGAUUUCUUCAUGCUGCAAGUUAAGCACAAGAAAGUGAAAGUUAGUUUUAUGGGAUAUUUUUGUGUCUCUUUGGCACUUCUUGAUUUCAUACUGCUGCUGAACAUAGCUGUCAUCCUCUCUUUGGAGGAUUUUGCACUCUGGGGUGUCAGAUUUACCCAGUACCACAUCUGCCUGUUUACUCAGAUCAUUUCUCUCACUUACGGUACUUUGCAUUACCCGGUGUAUCUCGUGGCAGGUCUGGAUUACUACAUGACUAUAGCCCAAACCUCUCAAUUCCCCCGAAGAGGUCGAAGACUAUUUUACAUCUUUGUUGUGGUUUUCAUAUGGAUCUCAGGCUUUUUUUGUGUUCUGCAAGUUCCUGCCAUCUAUGAAGAACUAGAAGUUCGGAACCAUUUCUCUCCUUAUCAGUGUCCCCUCUACAUCAGCAUGCAGAGCUACUCGGUCUCAGUUGCCAUGCUGGUUCUCAUAGGCAUGGCUCUCGUGGUUUGCUGGAAGGAAAUGAUCACCAUGCUGCUGUCUGUGAGGGUGGCCUCCUUUGCCAGCCAGCCCGUCCUGAUGUUCUCCUAUGUGCCCAACAACAACAGCACUUGUUUCAAGCGGCAGCUUCUGACCAGACUCCUCAUCUGCUUCCUUGGCACUUGGGCACCUUUUGUUCUUCUCCAGUUUAUCAUCUUGUUUCUUGGUGCUUGGAUUCCAGCCUACAUGGAGAUGAACGUCCCUUGGCUGUACUUCAUCAACAGCUUUCUUAUUGCAGUAGCAUACUGGUGUCGAUGUCACGACGUUGAAUUGACAGAGGAGAUGUGGUCUACAGAUCCAUUUGUCAGCUGGAAAUUCUGCUUUAUGCCAUUUAACAAUGAAAACACAGAGCCAGCUGAAAAGCCAGGCACAGUAAUUGUGAUCUGUUAACGAGCUGCUGACUGAAAAGACUGCUAGGGCUGUGUGUACUUUGAUGCUCUGUGACCAUGUCCUUUCAGAUAAUACAAGGAAGCAUCUUCAGAGCUACAAUCCACAGGAAGAAAAUCCAACAUUAAGUACAGUAAGGAAUAGUGCACCAGAAUGUGCCUCACUUCUACCCUGGGCUUUAUUUCCAUUUCAGAGUAUUUAAGAGAAGGCCACUAUUUACAUAAAAUAAGUUCUUGGUUAAAGCUGGUGUUUAUUACUACAAUUUUACAAUUGUUUUAAAAUUGAAUGAUCUCAGACUUUAUAGUAUAAAACGCAUCAGCCUUUAAUGGGCUGAAGCCUUUUAUUAUCAGUUACAUUGAGGUGACCUACUGUCAAGUUCAAACUGCUGUGGUUUUUGUUGUUUUUUUUUUUUUUUUUUUUAAGUGUAUUUUCUUGUUAAACAUUGUGUUAGUUUAUGGUUUUUUGCAUGGUUAACGAGGAAUACAUUGUUUUAGUUAAAGCUAUACCUCCUACAGAACCAUAAACUUUGUUUACGGAAACGAUUGCAAGAUGUAUACUAGCACAGCUAUGAGAAAGGCAGUGUUUUGUUAUUUCCUUGUUACUGUUCCUCUAAGGUAUGUAUGUGCACAUUAAAAACUACUGAAUUACAGUCACAGCAAUAAGAGCUUUAAUGCAAAAGAAACACAAACAUGCUCAAUUUGAACAGUUGGACCAGACCCCCUGUGCUAAGCAGAUGCAUCUACUCUUACAAGGUUACGUAAGUACAUGCCAAAGGGCAAAGGAUGGGUUGAACUAGAAUAGAAUCUGUGUUGGAGCCAAAGUCACACUGACAUUAAAGUAGUUCAAUUUGCUAAAGCGUGCCUAAUGCAGUAAGGGAAAACCUGCUCAGACUUCCAAACUACUUCAAUAAUUUUCAAGUUCUUGAGGAAGCUCUCAAAUUUACAGGGGAUUGAUAAAUAAGUGAUCCACAACCCAAGCAGACAAAUGGAAGUAGUAUUUAUUUCUGAAGCACUGAACUCACAGUACAAUAUUGUAUUGAAGUAGAAACUAUAAGUAAAUUAUGUUGUAGGUUGGUUAAUCAUUCACUCAGACCCACAGGGAACAAUGGUAUCACAUAAGAAUACUAAAGAAAAAUCUGCAGAUAACCAAAGGUGCAAUUACAAGCAAAUUUAAGCAGCAAGUAUAAGGUGCUUUGUUUCAGCAUUUGUAUAGUCAGUUUAAACAUUGACAGAUUAAAGAAAUCUCACUUCUACUGAUGAUAACAAAUGGGAGAAUCUAAAAUUCAUUCACGUGCUAAUUGGUAAUAAGAAAGUGCUUUAAAAAUGAUUCACAAGGUGAAGAUCAUCUGUUUUACAUAGUUCACUGUGCUCUUCAACUGCAGAAUUUAAUUUUGGGGCUACCAGUGACACUAUUAUAUAUUAAUUAUAGACAAGAUUUAAU